UCUGCGUUGUUGUGACAUUUUGAUUUUCGCUCUUCUGUUGUGAAAAGGAAUGAAUACUAUGUUGUUUAACCUUGAAUUAUUUCAAAUAAGUGAUGAUUAAAUGUUGUUCGUUUGUAGUAUUCCACAUGAAAUAUUUCAUAUAUGCAUAGUAUGUGAAGAAAUACACAAUGGGUUGAAGUAGUGAUUGGCUGCGGCAUUAAGUACUCCUUCACUGUAAAAUACUAUUACAAGACUAUUAAAACUAAGCACGUUGUUAACAAUGGAGUUGGACGUAUCACCAAUGGAACCUGUUACUAAUGAGGUUGAAUAUUCAGAUAACUCGUCUGAGAGUAAAUACUUGGCAUGCAACAACAACGAACAGUAUACGGUAAUUCGCAUUCCUCAAGACGGUGAAAAAUCUAGUAAACACUCCUCACGAAAACAAUCAAAGCGUAGAAAAAAGAGCUCAAAUCAUUCUAGACCUUUGCCAAGAAUAAUAGUCAAACCAUUACCACCUCCUCCACCACCAGAAAAUCGAGAAUGGACCGCAGCAACGUCUUGUGCAGACACAAGUUCCUCUUCUAGUAGUAGACCUUCGACUAUGCGGGAAGUUUUAGCUAGUAUUCCAGGAUUUUGUAUAAAACCAAGAAAGCGCAGCAGCAAAAAGCUAUCAACAGCAGCCCAACUACAACAGACAAGAGAAGGCUGCAUAGACUUAGAAACUCCAGAUUCCAUAUUAGUUAACACAAAUAUAAGAGCUCUUUUAAAUAAACAUACAUUUUCGUUACUUCCUCCUUUGUAUCAGUAUAAGUUGGGACAAUUACUACCUAAUGUAGAUAGACCAAGCACUUCAGGCCGCUUAAGUUCAUCUAGUCUUAAUAAUGAAUUUUUUGCUCGUGCAUGCUUGGAGUGGCAAGAAUCUCUUUCUGGAGGUGAAUUUACACCAGAAAAUCAACAAAAGAUGAAGAGUGAAGCAGAAAAAGAAAAGAGUAAGAUUGACCCAUGGAAGUUAAAACAUUUUGAGCCAUUUUGGGGAGAAAAAUCACAAAGAGAGAAAUCAUCAAUGAAUUUAAAUUCAGAGAGACCUUCAUUGAAAACAACUAUAAAACUUAGACCAACUGCUUCAAUAACUAGCAGCAGUACUGUUCCAAAGAUUAAAAAAAGCAAAUCCUCAAGUUCUAGUAAAAGAUUGCGUUCAGUUGGUGCAGUAACCAGGUCCUCAGCCAAAGAGGCUGAAGAAGCUGAAGAUGAGUCUAUUUUAGUAAGCAAUAAAUCAUCUGCACCUGUACCAGGUUUGCUGCCACUUAAACAUGUUAAGAGUCAAGGGUAUGUGGAAUGUCAGAUGGACUUUAGUUUCUCCGAUUCAUCUUCCAUAACUAGGAUAGAAGAAUCAGUAUCAACAACACCAGUUGAUCCCCUGCUAUUAGCAGAUAAUGACUCUGGAAAUGAAAUUAAACAAGAUUUGGACAUGUGUGUUGUUAAAAUUGAAGAAUCCAGUGCAUCUAAAGAUUGUGAUGAAGACAAAACAACAGACUUUGUAAACAACAUGCCAGAGGCAACCAAAAGAUUGAGUAAUGACAUAAAUGAUUAUCAAUUUUCAAAAAGAAUUAGAUAUGAGGAUGAUUACGCUGUUGAUAAUACAAGCUAUAUGACUAUGAAGACUGAAGAUCCAGAGAGUAACAAUGGGUCUGAUGUUGAAACUAACUAUAAUAAUGAACAAAUGUGUCAGAAUGAGGACCUUAAUCUUUAUUCUGGUCAGGAUCAAGGUGACACCAAUAGUGAGGACAGUAAGGCCACUGCUUCUGUUUAUGAGUAUGAUGAACAUAGUGUAUCAUCUAUUUCUAGCCUGAAGAUAGAAAACCAUUUAAAUAAUGUGUCUCUUGUAAAUGAAUCUUCUGACAAUAUUCCAAAUGAAUAUGAAAAUACUGAAACAGAAUCCCACGAAAUUACACCUAUUGAUAAAGAAAAUGUUAAGGAAUCUCCAACUCAUGACAGCCAGGAUGAGUAUGUACCUGGGUUCCGGGAAACCGUGAUAGAUGCCUACAGUACAGAUUCACUACAGAAUAACAAAUCACCAACACUUGUUUCUAAAGAUGUGUCAUAUGAAAAAAUGGAAGUAAUUGAGGAUUUAGAUUAUUCAGCAGAGCAACCAAUUGAACACUCUACAAGUAAAAGCGAUGACAACAAUACUGACAAAAAUGACCACAAAGUCAAAGAAACAGACGGUAUUGUACCUAAUUAUUAUGAUGAACAUUUCAAAGAUGCUGAAUCAUUUAUACUAGAAACUAGUGGAUUACCAAUAUUAACAUCUCAAAACGAAGAUGUCAAGUAUGCACCCCAAACCAAUCUGAUGGAACUUACAUCAUAUAUGAGUGAAACAAAUGUAACAGCAGUUGUAACAAUGCCAAUGCCACAAAAUCCUUCAAUUCCAAUGAUGGAAGUUACAAAUACAUCAGUGGUUUCAUACCCAGACGAUCACUUACAAGAUCCAGCCAAACCUAAAAACUCUGCAGUGUCAUGGAAAAGUGAGAGUGAUUGGGUGCAAAAUGAAAAUGUUAUCAGUAUACAAAAUUUUGCAAACAUAAAUAUGGAUAAUACAAAGUAUGUGAGUGAAGACUCUAAAACUAGCAUGGAAGAUGUUAAUGUUAAUGAUGAAAAUUGCAUGUACAAGACAGAUCGUGAUACAAAUUAUAAUAUGGAAUCAUCAAAUUCAUCUGAGAGUUGCCACUCAAUGAAAGAUGUUUUAGUUAAACAGGAGUGUGAACCAACAGCUAGUAUGGUUUCCAGCACUUCAGUUACAAAUCAAUCAAUUAACUCAACUACGGUAACACAAAGUGUUAGGAUCCCUGGCAAAAAAUCUAAGUCGGGAAAGGAAUCAAACAGGAGUCGCAGCUCUAACAAAGUACCCCCUGGUGCUGUGAACCUGGAGCGUAGUUAUCAGAUCUGUCAAGCCGUAAUUCAAAACAGUCCAAAUCGUGACGCGUUACGCGGCCAGCUGCGGCCACCGCCUGCACUGCUCACACGACCCACGCGACCACCGCGGCCUCCGCCACCAGUGUUGGUCAGACAGAUACCCGCAUCUAUCAUACCUCAUACUGAGAUGAAUGAGAAUCGGUCAAAUAACAUGGGGCAAUACAUCCUUGUUCAGAGAACACCAAAUGUUGCUCCUAGAGCAUCAAGUGCUCCACCUUCAAAUCAGAAUUCUAAUGUAAAUGUUACUCGUUGUCGAAGUGUGGGCGCAGAUGACGCAUGUGUUUGUAACCUGCGUGCUAUGAUUCUGUGCAAGAAAUGCGGUGCCUUUUGCCACGACGACUGCAUCGGAUCCGCUGAGCUCUGUCUCACUUGUCUCAUACGCUGACACUAUACAGGCUCAUAUCCUCUCAAUCUUGCCAUACCAAAUACAACUUUAUAUUCCAAGCAUACACAUGAAAGGAUCCAAGCAGUGACCUAGUGACUUAUCUGACUGAUCAAAUUAACACAUAUGUGACAGUGUAAACAGUGGAAUGUGGUUGUAGAAAUGGUGGUGCUAUCUGUUAGAAGUGUGAAGUUUCAUUUUUUUUUAUUCAAUCAAAACUUUGACUGUGAAUUUUCAAAUCAUUAACACUAUCGUCUCUAAGACUCUUAAUAUUAAAUUGUAAUGUUGUAUAUAUAAUUAUGUCGGGCUUGGAAUGUGCUCCAUUUGGUCAAAAGUAUUAAAAUCAUAAGUAAUUAUAGAAAAUAUAUUUAUACAGGAUACAUUUAUAACUUUAGAAAUUAUUUGUACCUCCAUUUUAGCAAUAUCAUAACUUGUUAAAAUAACAUAUAUCACAAUUUAUUAAAGUAAAGAGUUAAUGUUAUGUAAUGAACUCUAUAUAAAUGCAAGCACAAGUUUAUUCUGUACUAAAUAUUAAAUUUGAUAUAUAAUAGUAUAUGUUCUUAUCUUUUAACUUAUAUACAAUUAUAUACAGCGCUAAAGCUGAAGUGAGGAUUCCAAGGCUGAAAUCUAUAAAAUUAUUAUAAUACUUUGCUGUGUCAUUUUCUUCCAAAGUAUUGUUGUAAAGAAGUGAAUAAUUUAAAUUGGAAGAUAUCUUAAGCAUUGUAAAUCAUUAUACAUACUUCAAGUGUCAUUAUAAAAUCACUGGGAUACUUUUUUUUUAUAGUUUUAACUUCAUUGGUUAUCUGUCAUCUUUAAAAACGAUAAUAGUUUUAUUAAAAAAAUCUCAUACGAGGUAAUAACUGCUCAAUAUCCUCACUUGGUCAAGCAAAGCAAGAAAAUAUAUAAAUUAGUAAAUACUAUUAUUUUAUUUGGUGUGUACACUUAAGGUUAAAACAUGUAACAGUCUGCUUGAAGUUACAUUUUCAAACUAUACUCGCAGCUAAUAACUUAAUUACAGUAAAGAACAUGGUUUUAUUGUCAGAAAAGUUAACUAAAUCCUUCAAGACAGAUUCCAUUGAAUUUAUUUGAAUAGUUAUUAACUAAAUAUACUCUCUUUAAAUUUCUCUUCUUGCAUAUUCAGCAUAAAAUAUAAGUUUUACAAAUUUGCCUUAAAAUAAACAAGGAAAAUUAAUAUUGUAACCUUAAUGUGAGUUGAGUUGAGAACUUAAGAGUAAAAAUAUCAGUGAUGGACUUAUUUCAUUGUUGUGAUAAAGUUCUGUACAAAACAUAUGUUUUAAUUACUAUUUAUAACUAUCAUACUUAACAUAUAAAUUCUUAUUACAAAUGCAUUUAAAAGUCUGUUAUAAGAACUGUAUAAUUAUUUCAAUUGAUUAUGAGUUCUAAAAUUCUAAACUCAAUUUUCAAACAGAUUGAUUAAACUUAUCAAAAUAAUUUCAUUCAUAAUAAUUCAAAGUAUAAAACAAGACUAUUUUUACAAAUGCCUUAUUAAUAGUUGCAUAAAAAGUAAUUAUAAUUACCUAGUUUAACUGAAUACAAAUAUAAUAAACCACUUAUAUAUGUUUGAUUUUAUGAUUUUCUGAAAAUGUAAUUGUUUCUCUAUUAAUUUUGUCUUUGCCAAUAUUACAAUUAUUUAAGGCAUGCCAUCACAAUAUUUUGUUGUUAUAUUAUAAGCCAUAUUUUGCUUUUCUAAGUGUACUUUUUGGUUAGUUUGGUUUUAGUACUACAUGUUAAAAAUAAUUAGUAAUUAGUAUUGCUUUAGCUUUAGUUUAUUGUUAAGAUUAUGUACAGAUAUUUAUUUCCUUGAGAAUACUUGGUGAUUAAUACUUGGUGACAUCAGGUGUUAUAAUUAAAAAAAAAUACUAAUGAAGAUAUGAAAACAAAAUGGACAGCUAUGUCACUAAAUUUUUAAAACAAUUCAUGAUUUUUGUAUGAAUGAUAACAUUUUGAUUCAUUUAAAUAUCUAUUAAAUGUGUCAUAAAAAUGACUGUAUAAAUUAUUUAAUGGAUACACAUAAAAUAUUUAAUUAUAUUUUGGUACCCGUUUUUUUCAUUCAAUUAGCAGUUAUGAACUCUUUGGUCUUCAAUUUAUUAAUUACAUACAUACAUUGAAAUCAAUAUAAAAUCAAUGUAAAAGUAUAUAUUACAUUUUAUAGCAUUAUUUACUAUAUCAUUGAUUUGAAGUCUUGCUUAUAUUUUAUUUAAUCAAUUAUUUUGGACAUCUUUGUUUUCUUCAGAAUUUGUUUAAUAUGCAUGAGAUCGAUUAAUGCAUCAUAUUAAAUUUAAACACAGCUUGUGUUAGAAGUAUAAUAAAUUAGAAAAUUGAUAUUUUUCAAUUUAAAAGUAAAUAUUAAAUUGUGUAAUAGCCCUCUACUGUGAAUAACACAGGAGGUAACUAUGUCACCAAAGUAAUAUUAAACUUAUUGAUUAAUUGUAUUCUUAAAAUCAAGUUACGUAAUUUAUUUUCUUGUUAAUUUUACAAACUGUAGUACUUUGUUGUGUACAAAAUCAUGUACAAUUAUUUAUAAAUUAUUUUGUGAUUAUUUUCUAUCACUGUAUGUUUAUUCACUUGUGAUGUCUUACUUUGCAAAUUAAGUAACAACAACUUAGUUAUUUGUCGCCUCAUAAAAUAUAAAAUAAACAAUUUUUGUUUUUGUCAAUACUAAAUUGUGACACAAUAACUUUAUUAUAAGAAAAUAUUGCUCACUCUCAAUCACAAUAUUUAGAUAAUAUGUAAUAAUAUCUAGGUACUUAUACUUAGAUGACAUUAUUAAGGACUGUUAUUAUUUUAAGUAUUUAAAGUAUGUUAAUACAUAAUAAAUAACAUUGGAAGUCAAUCUAAAAGGCAACUGGAAAUAAAUAAUUUAGCAAUAUUAAAUAAAACAGUGAAGAAUCACAAUUGUUAUAAAAAUAUCGAUUUUUUUUCUAAUAUUUGUUAAGUAUGGCUUGCUGAACUUCUAAAAUAAUUACAAGCAUAAAUAUUAAAUAGAAGCGGCUUAUAAAAAGUAUAGUAAUUACAGACAGGAUUUAUUUUAUGAGCCGAGUUUAUAUAAAUUAAAAAUUAUUGCGAAUUUGUAAACAUUAAUUUGCACUUGAUUUUUUUUGCUGACGAAUAAUCUUGUUAAGCUUUAGAAUUAGGUUAAUUUUGUUAUGAAGUUUUAAUCUUCGGCUUCUCUGUCCUGUUAAUUUAUUCCGUUGUCAUUUUUAUAUAUUGACAAAUUGUAUUUUUUUUUAAAUAAUGUCGAUGGUAAUGGAAAAUAAGAGUGGUUUGAUCUUUUUUAAUCUUUAAAUUCAUAAAAUUCUGUUCUGUACCUCCUAUUUGGCAAACAAAAGAGAGCGUUAGAAGGAAGAUAAAGGUAUAAUACAAAAGAAAUAUAAAUGUAAGAACACUUAAUUAUAUCUGAUACAAAUCAGGUUUGGUUUAUUUUUAAGGCAUUUGCAAUUCGUUAAAUAGUGUUCAAUUCUAUGUUACUGCAGUAAAAUAGUUUUGUUUCAAAUUUAACCUUAUCAGUAACCCGUAACGGGUCAUUUUUUAUCAACAUAAUAAUGUAUCUUUAGAAUUUGAAGAUUGCUUGUAAACACUAACGAUCCAGCCAGUUGCCCAGCAGACUUGUUUUUAUUUGGUGACUGAUGCUAAGAAGGUUUUAUGUACGAUUGAUUACAAAUUAAAUAAUUUUCACAUUAUUGUUAUUUAUUGGUAGAUAGUUAUUUAAGUAUAUGAACAUUUUCUCUAAUAAAACUAUGUUCU
Vanessa atalanta (red admiral) is the source of this 7099-nucleotide messenger RNA. RefSeq names its product polycomb protein Asx (gene Asx). Gene Ontology annotation, cellular component: PR-DUB complex. NCBI's taxonomy places the organism in Eukaryota, Metazoa, Arthropoda, Insecta, Lepidoptera, Nymphalidae. The coding region runs from base 260 to 3337 and encodes 1025 amino acids. Gene Ontology annotation, molecular function: chromatin binding; DNA binding. Gene Ontology annotation, biological process: animal organ morphogenesis; positive regulation of transcription by RNA polymerase II. The record is from RefSeq and is a predicted model, not a curated record. The transcript is spliced from 7 exons.